Molecule: messenger RNA, 741 nt
Organism: Brassica napus (rape)
Lineage: Eukaryota; Viridiplantae; Streptophyta; Magnoliopsida; Brassicales; Brassicaceae
Exons: 1
Coding region: 232-468 (78 amino acids)
Source: RefSeq, a predicted model, not a curated record
UGGUCAGUACCGUGGGAGGGUACUAUGAUACCACUACACCAGAUGCGCUUGCUUGGCUGUGCUGCAAAUUAAUUCGUUAUAGCAGUAUCAUCGAUUCGCUUCCUCGUCAAACGCCUCGCCUUUGGCAUUUUCGUUUCUUCAAAAUCAAACAAACAAACAACCCCAAAUCUCUUCCCCUCUAAUCGAAUUCCACCACCAAAGACGAUCUUCUUCUAAAACCCUAAUCAGAUCAUGGACAAAAGCAUCAGCAUAAGCACCAACGUUAGCACGACGACUUCCAUGGAGAAGAUCGAUCAGGCCGCGAGCUGGCUCAGCGCCACGAUCAUCUCCGCUUUCUUCGCCUCCCUCGACCGCUGCGCCUGCGUCAAUCUAUCCACUUCCCAUGACGACGAAGACGAAGACAACGAGGAGUCCUACCACCGUCCCCUUGCUCUCUCCGCCGCUCCUCAUUCCAACGACACCGUUUAAGCUCCGUGUUUGACCUCUCUUGGUAAUAAAAAUCUUAUCGUGUGUUUUUUUUUUUUUGGCUUCCUCUGGUUAAUCGAUAAGUAAGCAUUACGUGUAAUGCUAAAUGGAUAUUUCAGACCUUUUGGAUUGUAAAUGUCAGACUCGGAACUUUGUUUUGUGAUGGUUCUCAAGUGCUUUGUCUGUUUGUCUGUACCUGAUGAUCUUACUUGGGUUUGAUGUAGUUAAGAUCAUUCGUUUGAAGUUUCUUUUGUUAAUCAAUCUUGACUUCAAGUA